This is a messenger RNA of Hylaeus volcanicus, 8656 nucleotides long. It is a transcript of the gene Ca-beta, whose product is annotated as voltage-dependent L-type calcium channel subunit beta-2. Bases 1349 to 2863 code for a protein of 504 amino acids. Lineage: Eukaryota; Metazoa; Arthropoda; Insecta; Hymenoptera; Colletidae. The transcript has 11 exons. The record is from RefSeq and is a predicted model, not a curated record. Gene Ontology annotation, molecular function: protein binding; high voltage-gated calcium channel activity. Gene Ontology annotation, biological process: chemical synaptic transmission; regulation of voltage-gated calcium channel activity; neuromuscular junction development. Gene Ontology annotation, cellular component: voltage-gated calcium channel complex.
CUAUCGUCGAACGUAAUUAAAGUAUAUUAUCACACAUAUUAUUAAGUAGCUAUCGAGGAUUUUUAGUUCCCGUGUUUGUAUACAGUCAAAGGUUUUCCUUGAUCUUCGCAACCUUAGUCCAGUCGUUUCGAGCAGUAACAAUGGGUCUGACGCUUUUUGCUUCUCAACCUAAAGACACUGACACGAUCAUCACGUUUUCUCGGCGAUGUUUCAUUCAUCAGUCAAAUGAAUCAUCCCCUGACACGUUACGAAAGGUGAUCAAUCUUAGACUUUGCGCUGCUCCUGUGUUCUACGCCGAUCGUUGGGAUAUUAUUCUGAUACAUCACGCGAGCCCAUCGAGCCUCGGUGAUUCACAUUCCGCGAUAGUUGCUGAUCACCCACGUUCGGCACUCGGCAUUCUUCUCGCCGAGUUUCCCCGUUGAACGAGGAAAAUUACGACGAAUCGAGCACUCACGGUUCGGCUGGCAGUUUUCGGUGUGGCGGCCACCGUUUUAUUUAUAGCGGAGGAGGUCGUGAUGCGUUCCAAAAGCCUCUCGUCGCACCAGUAACGCACGCACUGGCAUACCGAGCCCGUCUCGAACCAGUUUCCACCGAUCAUCUUCUUGUUCGUGGUGCUUAGACAUCUAAACGCGACAUCAGCUUCGCGUGACGAUCGUCGAUCGAUCCUCGACCGACCUCCGAACGAUCCCUUCGACGACUCGGAUCGUCUCGUUCUCAGUGCGCACGUGUUAUCGUCGCGUUACGAUUCGGGACCAAGUGUUGAGAAGUGGUUAAAAACUUGACGCUACGCGGUGUUGCUUUUGGAAAUUAUCGCACGACGCGUAGGAAAACGAUUCGCGAAACGUGGAGGUAGAUCGCAGAGCUUGGGAUGCAUCGAGGCGGAGAAGUCUUUCUCACCCACCCAAGAACAUCAUCCAACCGUGACACGACGAUUUUUAUGAAAUUUUUCGGAUAGAUGUGUAUUGUAUUUGACUGCCACUGAAAUUCGAGGCAGGACUUAUCUUGAAAUAUAAGUCGUUAACGUCUAUAGCGAGUCGAAGAAAUCUGGCUCGAUGCAUCGCCCAUGAUUUGCCGAGAAAUAAGAGUUGCAGAGUGUGAUUUAAAGUGAGAACGAACUGACAGUCUGCCCCCGUGAUAAAUGCGGUUUCGAACCUGGACUCGACGUACCUCGUGCCGGAAGUCGAUGGACUCGCGAAGCUGACGAUUGCUGAUCCACGUAGGCGAUCGAGUGAACGGAGUUUAUUCGGUCGAUUGUUCCCUCGUCGCUAGUUUUGGCGCGUUAAGACGCGAUUCGCUCGGGUUCCGCGUCCUCUUUCCGAGAGCUUGCAAACUGUCACGUCCAGGGAUAAUGGCGCAUCUUCGACGGCCGGCCAGGCGGGAGCAUUACAAGCCAUUCGGCAGGAGGAAGGGCUCGGCAGACUCGAACUACUCGCAGCCGAGCUCAGAUCUCUCGCUGGACGAGGAGAAAGAGAGCUUACGUCGCGAGAAGGAGAGGCAGGCCCUCAAUCAACUUGAAAAAGCCAGGACGAAACCGGUAGCGUUCGCAGUGCGGACUAACGUGAGUUACGAUGGAUCCGUCGACGACGAUUCGCCAGUUCAUGGCUCGGCGGUCAGCUUCGAGGUCCGCGACUUUCUGCACAUCAAGGAGAAGUACGACAACAACUGGUGGAUAGGUAGGCUGGUGAAAGAGAACUCGGACGUUGGCUUCAUCCCAUCCCCGGAGAAGUUGGAAGCCCUGAGGCAGCAGGCGAGCGCUGCACGUGGCACAAAGGGUCUCUAUUCGGCGCGCGGAGGGUCUUCAGGGAACCUUGGCGAGAGUGGUAUGCCCUCACGUGGUUCCACACCACCUACACCAGGUGACGACAGCGACAGCGUCGGGAAUGUGCGUGGCGGCAAAGCGACCUUGACGACACCACCAGCCAAGGAUAAACGGAAGAACUUCUUCAAGAAGCCGGAAACGACAACACCGUAUGACGUCGUGCCAUCCAUGAGGCCUGUCGUCUUGGUGGGUCCAUCGCUGAAGGGUUACCAGGUCACAGAUAUGAUGCAGAAGGCGUUGUUCGAUUUCUUAAAGCAUCGAUUCGCGGGCAGAAUAAUCAUCACCAGGGUAAUGGCAGACAUUUCGUUGGCGAAGACAUCUGUGUUGAACAAUCCAACGAAAAGAGCCCUCAUGGAACGAUCGACCAGCAGGAGCAGCUCUCUGGCGGAGGUUCAGGCGGAGAUCGAAAGGAUUUUCGAGCUUGCCAGGACUCUGCAGUUGGUGGUGCUCGACUGCGACACUAUAAAUCAUCCGUCGCAGCUAGCGAAAACCAGCCUAGCGCCCACGAUCGUCUACCUGAAGAUCUCGUCGCCGAAAGUGCUCCAAAGGUUGAUCAAAACGCGGGGAAAGUCGCAGAUCAAACACCUGAACGUACAAAUGGUGGCAGCUGAGAAACUGGCGCAGUGUCCGCCGGAAAUGUUCGAUGUGAUCCUGGACGAAAAUCAACUGGAGGAGGCUUGCGAGCACGUCGCCGAGUACCUGGAAGCUUAUUGGAGGGCCACGCAUCCUCCGGUGAUCGCUACGGUGCCACGUCCCAUUCCUGCGCCUGACGCACCUGUGGACGCGUUGACGCCGCGCGUCACAUCAGGUGCCCAUCAUGAGAGUUACUACGGCCACGAGCCAAGAGGAUCGGGCUCGUACAGCGGUGGCCACGUGAGCGAGGGAACGAGAAGAUCGAGACUCGAGCGGAUGGAUCGUGAUCGAGGCGAUCGCGGUGAACACGACUACGGCACCGAGGAGGAAUCGUACGUCGGUGGCGUCGAUUAUGGCAACGCAUCGAGGCGUCGCCAGCAGCAAGACCCGCGUGCAUUGAACGCCAUUUAGGAGCUGGGGCCCCGGGGCCUGUCGUUACAGCGCUGUCCCCACCUGCGCACCACUGCUCUUUAGUGGGGUCGCCUCCUGGUACGCUACUGAACGUACGAAGUGCUUAUGCUACCUUAGCGAGAUGUCGCUCUGGUCUCUGGUCUGUUAGUGGGGUUUCUUUCCUGUCGCUACCCGUAAGAAGAUUGAAUGGAUCACAUUACACUACCCCUGCGCAAGCUGUUACGCUAGAUAUCGCAAACACGAUAGCGAAUACGCUACCGAAGAUCCAGACAAUUUUGGUUCAUUCAUUUUCAUGGUAGGUAGCGAAUGCGCUACCGUACGCCAUCAGAAGUUCUAUAGAAUCUUGCUUUCUUUUUUCAACAUUUUAUCGUCAGUAGCGAUUACGCUGCUGUACGUUUCCAGAAAUUUUACAGAAUUUUGUUUCUUUUUGUCGUUAGUACCGAAUACGCUAGCGUUAAGCUACCUACAAUUCGACAAAAAUUUGGUUCUUUCUCUUCUUUUCGUGAUUGGUAGCGAAUACGCUACCGCACAGCCCUAACGAAGGUUGUACGGAAUUUCUAGUUUUUUUUUUGUCUUAGCAACGAAUAAUGCCAGCGUACGCUAUCAACAUUUUCACAAAGUUUAAAUUCUUGUCCUACGAUAGGUUACGGUAGCGUACUCGAUAUCGAUAUCGAUUUGUUUGAUCUGUCGAAUGGCAGCGAAUACGCUAUCGUACGCUAUCGAAGAUUUUACAGAAUUUUCUUUCAUUUUCUUUUUGUCGCAGGUGUUGGGUCGUGUGCAGUUGUUAUCGUAAACUGUGCUGCAUUUUACGCCAGUGGUUUCGAUAGUCAUUGAAAGCGUGCACGCUAAUCUGUUUGAUGUAAAGUUUCCGAAUGUAGUUUCAUAGUUGGGAUAGCCGUUUGUUAUUCGAAGUUUACGAACGGUCCUUCGGUAGGAUUCGUCGAAUCUGAUUUGUUUAUUUGUUACGAGAUAUUUUUGGAAAAAUGUGAAAUAAAAGUAAUCCUUUUUCUUUGUAUUCUUGGCUGUGUUGAAAUUCGCAAAGACCGUGGUCAAGUUAAUAAUAACGAUUUUCGCAUUUUUCUUCUCGUAAAUUUUAUUAUUUGUUUGUACAUUACGAAGCCAGUAGUAACAAAGAUGGAUAGACACUACUCGUAACAUAAUCGCGUCCUGCACGUGCGUGCACGCUAAGUACGCUACCCAUCAGACAUUAUUCAGUACGUAUUUAAUUUUCGAUUACGAUGUACGAGCUUUAAGGAAAGUAAGAGUAGCAAAUUAGUGAUUCCCUUUAAAUAGCGUCGAUAUUUUUCCAAAGUAACGAGAAUCAUCGUACCACCUAACGAUUCGUAGAUCUAUUCUAUUUUCGUAUCGUUUGGAUUAGAUCCAGUUCGUUUAGUGCGAUCGUUUUGAAUACUCGAGAUAGUAACGUAGAAUCCUUAACUUAGCAACGUUAUCGUAAUUCCAGUAAUGGCUUCCUGUCCGAUUCGUUUACAGAGUUUAAAGUAUCGAGUAUUGUCGUAACCAGAGAAACGGUAGCCACCGAGACUUUCACGAAAAUUUUUUCCAACAGGAAUUUCGCAAACGAUGGGCGGUUUGAAAAUCUGUCGUUGAAUGUCCUUGCGAAGCGGUACGCACAGGAUAAACCCCCAUUCGCGGAACCAGCUGAACGAGAUGAAUAGACACGAGAUAAUCACGUGAGAAACAAACAAAAGAAACACACUUUCGAAGGAGAGAGAGUGAAUGAGGGAGAAUUUGAGAGAGAAAAAGAGCCCUGGGGCCUUAAUUUUUGCGCUGACUCCUCCCGGGCCCCAAAUACCCACCCCCACGAGAAGCGUAAGAACCGUGUUAAUAUCUACUCCGGCGGGAGAAACUCGUGAAUUGGCAUCUGUCUUUCAGAUACGGGAUCCUUUCUCGAAAUCAGGAUAGAUCAGGCUUGUUCGAUUCGUUGCCCGUCGGAGCACUUCUCUAGCAGCAGGAGCAGAGUCUUUGGGAAGGCACCGAGGGCAACAGUGCUCCACCAAUGGCCACGAAGUGGUGAGAACACCCUCGACCAUUCUCUUGGCUCUGCUCGCAAGCACUCUUGCUCGCUAUUGCUCGGUCGAACAGGUCUGGGAUAUACCGUCGUUCCACGCUGAGAAAAAAACGAUGCAUCGAGAGCAACCGAAGAAAAAUAAUAAUAAUAAUAAUAAUAAUAACGAAACUUUGACUCGAACUCGCGUAGAAUUCUUUUCAUUCGGCCGUGAGAAUCAGCGAUAGUUUUCUUUUGCUUCGACUUAGAGAACAAGAAAGAACGAAAAAGUGAGGAGAAAGUCGCCUCUAGUCGAUAUCUUAGAGAAUCGAUCGCAUGAUAAAUUCUAGAGAAAUUUCGUAGAUAAAAUGCUGUGUCGCGGCGAGUUAUCGCGCGACCCCGUCGGAUUCCCGCAAAUUGUAAGGAAAACAAAAACUGAACGAAACGUGCGUGGCGAUGGGUUGGGAUCAUAAUUAAUUAAUUACCGCGGAUGAAUAUUUGAAAGUUUUUUCGAAUCGCAGACGAGGCGCCUGUGACGAUCACCGCGCGAGUCUGACGUGUUUAUACAUUUUAUUAGAGUCUAUUCGAGGAAAUUGGUACACGUACACACGGAGCCACCGAGCAGACGAAUAAACACACACUUACACAAUCACGGAAACAUGUUGAAUACUUUGUGUAUAUAGUAUACAUACAUAAUAAUAUACAAUAUAUAUUGUAUACGUACAUAACGCAGUGAUACUUCCACCUCUAUCACUCGACGAAACUAACUCCAAUCGAGGUAAAAAGACAAAUGAAAAAUAUUUAACAAAAAGAUACUACUAUAGAUGAUGGAUCAAUAGGUACUGUGUAAAUAUUGUAAGAAGCCUUUCGAAACGAGUAAUUUCCGUUUUUCGAUUGUCCCGAGCGCAGCGUCGCCAGGCUGCAGCGAGGAUCACGUUUAAUCCACUAAGAAUAUUUGUAAGACCGAUGUCUCCUCCUGGUUUUUAUUACAUUGAACACUUUGCGUCCUCGAUCGAUGUGGAUGCUUCUAAUGCACCGCGGAACAUGCUACGACAGUGAAAUAUUUAUCAAAUUAAUACAGAUGGACAGGAUUGCCAUUUUUUCGAUGUUCAACGGCAGGCUCUAAUUUUUCUUCUGUUCUUAUGUUAUUUUAAUGAAGCUCUCAACAACUCCCAUUUUUAAAGAUUACGUCUAUGUUCACAAUUCAAUUACAGUAAAAAGUGAAAAAAUUAUAUAGUAAACAAAAGACAUACACGCACAUAUUACACACAUAAAGUAUAAAUGAAGUUUCGUAUUAUUCUAAACAUUUCUGGAUUCCUUUGGGUUUGAUAAAAUAAUGAAAAGUUCUUUCGGAUUGGAAAUUAAAAUUGUAGUCAAUCUCGAAACACGAGAAGGUGGCAACCCUGUUGGGAACUCCAGUCGUGGCAGCCGAUUAAACACGCAGAUCGAAUUCUGAUCGCUCGCGUGAAUUGAUUUUUAGAAACGCAAGCACGCACGCAUCGUCGUUGUUUCUUAAGUAGAACGAAUUAAUCACGGGCACGCCAUUUGUCGCGAUAUAGGGUUGGCUCACUGUGCAAAGCCGACGUAGUUCAAAGACAGAGAAAAAAAGAGGGUAUGGAAAUGGAUCUUGAUUAAUUUAGAUGAUGGCGAGGUCGCUUACGCACCAUUAAAGUAGAACGAUACGAACGAAGUCUUUCUUUCUCCGCGAUUGCUGCAUAACUUUCGGCAUAAUUUUCUAUCGUUUAGAGCAAUUUUGAAAUUGCUGGCACUGGUUUUUUCUCGACCGAACAGAAAAAUCUUGGUCUUCGAUUCUUCCCUCGAAUUUUCAGCGUGAAAUUGAACGGUUUCGCUUCGUUCUAGUCGUCGUUCGACGUUGUUUACUUCGUUCUAUAAAUUUCUUCGCAAAUACUGAAAGGUAACUUUUUUCAGAAAUGGGCAAAACUUAUCUUACAAUUAGAGUCGAAGACGAUUCGAUUCACGCUCGACUCGUAUUAUUUGUUCGUUAGUUUGUGAUUAGAUAGGUAUACUCGUAGGGUGCUCAUAUAUUUUGUCACCUUAACCCUAGGAGGACUUCUGGGGUCUUGACUAACCCCAAACAAUACUACUUUAAAAUAACGUAAUAGAGAAACAAAUUUGAAAUUAAUUUUAUAUUCUUUCAAAAUUUUGCCUCCGCUCAUCAGCUCAAUUAUUCAUGCAUAUUGUAAUUCCUCUAUACAUUCAUUUACCAUAGCAUAUACACUAAUGUCUUUCGCAAAUAACAGUAUUUUCCUUCCACAAAUAUUACAGAUUCACUCAACUUAAACUUUAUAAAGUCAAAGUUCUAGGGUUAAAAUGACAUAGGGAACAUUUUAUUCCGUUUAGGCAAUAUUCCAAUUUCUUUAUACUUUUGUUCAUGGCAAUCGAAUGUUUCAAAAAUAGCAUUAUUCUUUUCAUGAUAAAUACUAGAAAUUCGUUUGACUAAAGUCUGAAAAAGUCGAGGCUUCAGAGGGGUCCCAGAUGACCCCAGAAGUCAAACUCGACCAAGUGGUCAUCCUGGGGUCAAAGGUUAGGGAAAUGUUAGUUCGAUGAUAGGUUCUCGACGCAUUUCGAAUUUUUCGCGCGCAAAAGCUUGGAACGAGUUUUCUUAGCGCGGCGUGCCGCUGCCGACGUCGAAGGUUUCGCUCGUAUCUUUUAGGAGAGAUUUUUGUAACAUAAAGAAAAUGAAAAGGACGAGGAAGGUAACGACGGAGGAUUGUGUCGUUCCGUGAUCAUUGAUCGUCACGAAUAGGAACGAGAUUUGGCGAUUCCUCGCGAUCGAGCAUCGCGAGGGACGACUUUAAUCGGACGCGAGGACGUCCGUGGCAGCAGUUCGCUGACUGUAAAAUCCUUUUCGCAGCCAACGUUUGUAAAUACUAGGUAAAAAUAUACUUGCAAACACGAUCACUGGUGAAGUCCACUUAAAGAUACUCACGCUUCCACUUCUUGUAUGAGCGAGUUUUCAAGUUUGCAAGUUCUCGGCGUUCGUUUGUCACGCCCGGAAGGUUCGAGUGCGAUUGGAAGAGAGUGUGCCGCCGAUUGCUACAGUUUCUUUCGAUCUUUGAUUAUUCUUGUCGGGUCGAGUGUACCCGCGCGAAGGAAACGACAUGGUCGCCAGAGAGGGGCAACAUUUUUACUCAUCGUUAUAUACAAAUUUUGAAUAACGAAUAAAAGACCAAAUGGAUAAAGUUUAUGAAUAAAAUAUAAGUGAAAUUAAUCGAAUCAACUAAUGUUAUAUGCAGUUGUUUAAUACGUUGAACGCUGACCCGAAUUUGCCAUAUACUUUCCGUUUAGACGGCGUAGAGUUCUCAACGGAUGCUUAGCUUUACAACAUGUUCUGCUACAUAAAGAGUAAACAGAAGAUAACAUGCUGAACGCGUUAUCAGUAUGUAUCGGUGAAAGGGGAAAGCACAAAAAAUUCGAAAACACUACUAUGAAUGUUAUAAUCAGAUACAAAAACAUUUAGGAAGUAAAGAUACAACAAAAACUAGGAAAGUCCUGACUUGUUGUAACACAUGUGCAAGUAAACCUCAUUUCCGUUUAGAAUAUUUCAAUAAAUUGUAUCAAAGAAGCGUGUAAACAUAUCUUUUUAUAUUGUAUGAAUUAUUUAUUUUUUAAAUUUGAUACCGACGCCUCCUAAACGGAAAGUUCAGCGUCGAUCCCCAGGGAUCGCCGUGAUUUAACGUGUUAACUUUUCUUACAAAUUAUUAAGGUUAAUCGAUGGUCCGCAGUGUUGCUGAACAGAUUUAAUAAAGUUAAACAAUUUUCUUGUA